AUGUCCUCUCUCGUUGAUGCAGUCCUCCGCUCCGACAAUGCGCCAGAAGAACCUCGUAGCGAUGCACCGUCAGCGCGACGAAGACAAGCCCGCUCCUCCUCGCGACCCAGGGGCCCGCCAUCUGUCAGCACGCCCGGCAUGCAGAGCGAGCUGGGCUUCCCCGAUGAUGAAGUCGUUGGUGUGAGAGGUCUGAGAAGGAACCUUCCAGGCAGCGGAGAGGUGCCGCGAGUGGUCGACACAACAGCAGAGACGUUGGGGAUACAGUUUGAGAAGUUCCUUGAGGAAUUCACCGAAGAGCCCACGCCCUCAGCAGAGCCAAAGUCCAGCGCCGUCACCACCAACAAAUACUACAUCGCGCAGAUACACGGCCUUUGUCAGUUCAAGCUGUCCACUCUCUAUGUCGACUUUACACAUCUCAUGGACAGCGAACGAGGAGUGCUGGCCACUGCUAUCCAAGGAGACUUCUACCGUUUCCUUCCAUACAUGCUGCGAGCCCUCAACAGCCUGAUCGCCAAGUACGAGCCACAGUACUACCGAGAGCAUAGGCAGCCUGGCUCCACAACCGCAAGAACAGAUACGUCGCUGGCCGGCAAUACACUGAGCGAUGAAGAUGGCCUGAAUGAGAAGACGCCAAACCAGCAGACCGACAAGAUCUUUGCGCUCGCCUUCUAUAAUAUGCCCUUGGUCUCAAGAGUGCGGCAGUUGAGGACAGACCAGAUCGGCAAGCUUGCUUCAAUAUCCGGCACCGUGACGCGGACGUCAGAGGUCCGACCAGAGCUUCAUCUCGCCACCUUCAUCUGCGAGAACUGCAAUAGCGUCAUACCGGACGUCGAGCAGAUCUUCAAGUACUCCGAGCCCACGCAGUGCCCCAACGCGCAAUGCAUGAACCGACAGGCAUGGCGUCUCGACAUCAGACAGAGCACAUUCAUCGACUGGCAGAAGGUCCGUAUCCAGGAGAACAGCUCGGAGAUUCCUACCGGCAGCAUGCCCCGGACGAUGGAUGUCAUCUUGCGAGGAGAGAUGGUUGACCGCGCCAAGGCUGGUGAGAAGUGCAUCUUCACAGGCACCCUCAUCGUCGUGCCAGACGUCAGUCAGUUCAGAGUGCCUGGCGUCAGACCGCAGGGUAUGCGUGAUCCUCAAGGUGCUCGCGGUGGAGAGGCUGGAGGGAGUGGUGUCAGUGGCCUCAAGGCGCUUGGCGUGCGGGACCUGACCUACCGGAUGGCCUUCCUGGCGAACAUGGUGACCAUGGAUACCGCGACCCAAGGACAGAGCAACAAUCAGCACCUCAAGGGCCAGGCUGGCAACAUUCUGAAUUCGCUAGGUCAGAUGAACGAAGUCAGCGAGAUGUCGGGCGACGCAGCACAGCAGGACUACCUGGACACCCUCACCACGGCUGAGGUGGAUGAUUUGCGGGAAAUGGUCCGGACACCUCAUAUCUUCAUGCGGUUGGUCGACUCGCUGGCGCCAAUGAUCUACGGCCAUACUGUCGUCAAAAAGGGACUGCUCCUCCAGCUGAUGGGUGGUGUCAGCAAGGUCACCCCUGAAAGCAUGGCCCUGCGCGGUGACAUCAACAUUUGCAUCGUCGGCGACCCAUCAACCAGCAAGUCGCAGUUCUUGAAAUAUAUCUGCUCGUUCCUGCCACGUGCGGUCUACACCUCUGGCAAGGCGUCCUCUGCAGCAGGUCUGACAGCGGCCGUCGUCAAGGAUGAGGAGACUGGGGAGUUCACCAUCGAGGCUGGGGCCCUGAUGCUUGCUGACAACGGCAUCUGCGCUAUCGAUGAGUUCGACAAGAUGGAUAUAGCGGAUCAAGUGGCCAUCCACGAAGCAAUGGAACAGCAGACCAUCUCCAUCGCCAAGGCUGGUAUUCAGGCAACGCUCAACGCUCGGACGAGUAUCCUCGCUGCCGCCAAUCCUGUCGGUGGACGAUACAACCGCAAGACGACGCUGCGAGCCAACAUCAACAUGAGCGCACCCAUCAUGUCCCGGUUCGAUCUGUUCUUUGUCGUCCUCGACGAAUGCAACGAGCAGGUCGAUGAGCAUCUGGCGAGGCACAUCGUCGGCAUCCAUCAACACAAGGACGACGCCGUCGAGCCCGAGUUCAGCACCGAGCAGCUGCAACGAUUCAUUCGAUUCGCACGGCUCUACCAGCCUGUCUUCAACGACGCUGCGAAGGAGAGGUUGGUCGAGAGGUAUAAGGAGCUGCGGGCGGACGAUGCGCAAGGCGGGAUUGGACGGAACUCCUACCGCAUCACUGUUCGACAGCUGGAGUCGUUGAUUCGAUUGAGCGAGGCCAUCGCGAAGGCGACGUGUACUGAUCUGGUUGUUCCAGAGUUCGUCGACGAGGCGUUCAACCUGCUGAGGCAGAGCAUCAUUAGUGUUGAGAAGGAUGAUGUCGAGUUUGAGGAUGAGGAAGAUGCGGACAUGGUUGAUGCUGCGGAGGGCGCUGCUGAAGAUGGCGACUCACCAAUGAACGGGAACGACGAGGCGGAAGCAACACCAGCGGCCACGCGAAGAACGCAGAUCAAAUACGACGACUACGUAAAGAUCCACAACAUGCUGCUACAGCGGGUGAAUGACGAUCAAGGCGCGGCGGAGGAUGGCGUGGAAGAGAACGACCUUCUGGUGUGGUAUCUCGAGCAGAAGGAGGAUGAGCUCGAGAGCCAGGAAGAUAUGGAGGCGCAGAGAGGGUUGGCGAAGAAGGUGUUGAAGCGGAUGGUGAAGGACAAUGUUCUCCUGCAGAUCCGAGGCGAAGGUCUUGUUGAUGAUGCGAAUGAGGAGCAGGAGCAGGAAGAGCGGGUGAUGUAUAUCGUGCAUCCGAAUUGUGCGGUGGAGGAGAUGUGA
This is a messenger RNA of Saxophila tyrrhenica, 2841 nucleotides long. It is a transcript of the gene MCM6, whose product is annotated as MCM DNA helicase complex subunit mcm6. Bases 1 to 2841 code for a protein of 946 amino acids. The transcript is spliced from 3 exons. The record is from RefSeq and is a predicted model, not a curated record. Gene Ontology annotation, molecular function: ATP binding; single-stranded DNA binding; single-stranded 3'-5' DNA helicase activity. Gene Ontology annotation, biological process: double-strand break repair via break-induced replication; DNA replication initiation; mitotic DNA replication. Gene Ontology annotation, cellular component: MCM complex; nucleus. Lineage: Eukaryota; Fungi; Ascomycota; Dothideomycetes; Mycosphaerellales; Extremaceae.